This is a messenger RNA of Aspergillus viridinutans, 519 nucleotides long. RefSeq lists its product as uncharacterized. The transcript has 3 exons. The record is from RefSeq and is a predicted model, not a curated record. The coding region runs from base 1 to 519 and encodes 172 amino acids. NCBI's taxonomy places the organism in Eukaryota, Fungi, Ascomycota, Eurotiomycetes, Eurotiales, Aspergillaceae.
AUGACCCAGACAAGCGAUACAGAUGACUUUGGCCAGCGCUCUGAACAAUAUCCGGCGUCUUCCAAUGAGAGUGGCGGUGAUCUCCAGUUCGUUGCUGUGCUUGAUAAUCAUGAGAUUACUUCGCGUUUUCGAUUGCCUGGUCAGGGCCAGCCCAUGGGCGCAGAGAUCGAUGUCGCCUCGGUCUCGAGACCAGAGUCGGCUGGUCUCUUCUCGGUCUGGCACUUCGCAUCGCCCAAGCACUGUCACUACAUUUGCCUGAACCUAGCCAUCUGGAAGAGAAAUACGAAGCGUUUGCGGCAUGACAUUGGCUUUCACGGCGUAAAAACCGCCAUGGAGCGUGCCUCUGGGCUGAUUAUGCAAGCAAGUUGGUUUGAUUCGCAUUUACUUGUCAAUGCCAACGACAGCGACAUCGCGUUGAACUUGGACUAUCGGAUCACGGAAUCUGCAAGACUUUACCGAACCCACAGUCAAGUCCUCGACGUCCAACGACCAGCGGCGAAACUCCUCCGAAAAUCCUGA